AUGGAGCCCGGCGGCGGCGGGGACGCGCUCCCGAGGCUGCGGCGCCCGGGGCGGCGCGGGCCGGAGCCCCGGGACCCGCAGCAGCCGCAGCCGCCUGCCCGGGGCGGCGGGACGGCCGAAGAGUCUACAGCUGUAGAGAAGACGAUGAGGCCUCUUAACAGACUGAAUAUUCAUUCUGCAUUCUGGAUUUUGGCAUCAAUAGCUGUGACAUACUACUUUGAUUUUUUAAAAAAUAUCAAAGAAACUCUGCAAGCAGAGAGCUGGUGGCUUUCCUGUGGCACUUGUUUGUUGGCUGUGUGUUUAUGUGUGGCCUUUUACUGCAUACUGUAUCUUGAGUGGUACUGUGGAAUUCAGGACUAUGAUGAGCAGUACCCUGCACUGAUUCCUAUCACAACAGCUACCUUCAUAGCAGCAGCAAUUUGUUUCAAUGUUGCCUUGUGGCCUGUCUGGUCAUUUUUGACACCUGUGUUGCUCUUCAUUCAGUUCAUGGGUAUUGUGAUGCUUGUGUCACUCCUGGGAUAAGCCCUUCAGCUUCAUUUGAAGGACUCAAGUAACUGUAAUCCUGCAAAGUGUAUGUCACUUUUGUUACAUUCCAGUACUUCUGUUUCUAAUACUGCCUGUUUGCUCUAAUACAGUAAUUCUUCAUCUACUUGAUUUAUAAAUCAAUGGACAUAACCAUAGGAAAAGCAGCUGAUUAGUUAAUAAUUGGAAGAUAAAUAUGAUGUACAUCUCUUAGUAACAGGAAGCCUUUAGUUUUGUAAAGCUUUGUAAAGCUUCUAUUUAUAUUUGAGUAUUAAGCACAUGGGUAGUAAGUAAUAGCACCAUAGAAUAGUUAAUGUUGAAAGAGACCUUUAAAUAUUAUCUCUGGGGGCCUCAGAGGUUACCUAAUCAAACUUCCUGCUCAAAUCAUGUUGUUUGAUUUGGAAGUAAGUGAUACUUAAAUCAAGUGUUGUGGGGUUUUAAUACUAUAUUCUUUCCAUUUGAAUUGACAGGUAAAAUACUGUUAUCUGCAACCUGUGUUUGUACUUGUAAACUUACUUACAGGAGACAUUUCUUGAUCUCUUAAAUUUCUGCUGUUAUAUGUGUUACCAUAUAGGAAAUACUUUACUAUCUAAUGUCUUAAAUUCAGAUCUGCUAGUGUUUAAAAAAUGUAUGGACAAGGGAAAGGGAAAGCUGGUUGACAUUUGGCAGUGCCAUCAAUUAAAUAAAUAAAUUCUACUUGUACUCAUACAGUUUGUCCACAGCCAAAGGUGGAUGAUCAAGCUGCGAAUAACCAGCAAUACAUUGAACAAUAUUAACACUACACAAGAAAUUUGGAGCACACAUUGAAU
Molecule: messenger RNA, 1331 nt
Organism: Melozone crissalis (California towhee)
Lineage: Eukaryota; Metazoa; Chordata; Aves; Passeriformes; Passerellidae
Gene: TMEM128
Product: transmembrane protein 128
Exons: 5
Coding region: 1-522 (173 amino acids)
Source: RefSeq, a predicted model, not a curated record